Fraxinus pennsylvanica is the source of this 429-nucleotide messenger RNA. NCBI's taxonomy places the organism in Eukaryota, Viridiplantae, Streptophyta, Magnoliopsida, Lamiales, Oleaceae. The record is from the annotation of a GenBank genome assembly.
AUGGCUUGGGAUUCCAUUCGACAAACACAUGCAAACAUUAGCCAACCACAAGAGAAGACUGCACACAUUUUCUCCCUUUUAUCCGAGACCAAAGUCCCUCCAAUCUCAGCCUCUCUUCUGCUGCAGAAAAUGGGAGGCGAUAUCAACCACCGGCGGCUUUCGUAUUUCUCCGGCUGCAUGUCCCCUUCGUGCGUCCCGGUUCACGAAGAAUACUCGAGAAUUCACAUUAGCCAUGGAAACAACAAAAGCAGAAGAUUGAAAAAAUUACUAAGAAAGAUUGUGAGUGAAAGCAAGAGCAUAUAUGGACCUUCAAAACCUGUGACAUUUCAGUACGAUGCUGUUAGUUAUUCGCAGAAUUUCGAUGAGGGACUCCACAAAGAAGAUUAUCCUCAAGUGUUUCAAGAAUUUAAUUGUCGUGCAGUUAAGUAA